Silurus meridionalis is the source of this 3849-nucleotide messenger RNA. RefSeq names its product myosin light chain kinase 2 (gene mylk2). The transcript is spliced from 16 exons. Bases 161 to 2875 code for a protein of 904 amino acids. The record is from RefSeq and is a predicted model, not a curated record. Gene Ontology annotation, cellular component: nucleus; cytoplasm. Lineage: Eukaryota; Metazoa; Chordata; Actinopteri; Siluriformes; Siluridae. Gene Ontology annotation, molecular function: ATP binding; protein serine/threonine kinase activity. Gene Ontology annotation, biological process: positive regulation of apoptotic process; intracellular signal transduction; protein phosphorylation.
GGUUGUUGCAUUGGCAGGCUGAGGAGGGAAACCAGUAUUUGUCCCUCUGAGUUUGAACUAUGUUCCUGAAGACUUGAUCAUAGACUGCCAUCUCAGUAGUUGCCUUUAUUGCAGCUUGUUGCCUGUUCCUGCUGACAGUUCACUUUGAUGUUUACUGAGUAUGCUGUCUGUAAAGUGGCCUGCUUCUCCUGCCUGUGACCCAGCCACUGUGGAGGUCAAGAUAGAUGACCUGCACCGUAAACUAGACCAGCUUUUAGCACGCAGUUCCGGGGGAAGCUGCCCAAUGUGUGGGGCCUGUAACCAACACAGCCGGGAGCAAGAGGCCACAGCCAGCCAGCUCUCAGCUCAGGCCAAGCUCCUCGAGAACCUGGAGAGGAAAGUCAUUGACCUGAGGACAUCACUGGAGGAAUUAACACAAGCACUAGAAGAAAAGUCAUGUGACAAAAUUCCUGUACCUUUAUCGGCUCUGCAAAGAAGGAAAUCUUUGCCUGUACGGACAUCAGUGGAUGAAGUCUAUGUACAGCUGGAUAAACUCAGAGAUCAAAACAUAAUCCAGCAUACUUUUAAUGCACCCUGUGGGAAAGGUCAGGAAGACAUUCUGAUGGAAGACAUAGAAGCUGAGGGGCUAAGAGGUAGCGGAUCUCCACUCAGAAAGGAUUGUCCAGAAAACAAAGCUCAGCAUGAUCCUCACUUACACAAAGAGGUAUGCUGGGCAACACCACAGCCUGGGACUAAAACACAAAAUGCAGCCAAGAUCAGUGAAGCAAAAUCACCAUUGAGCCAAAAUAGUUCCAAUACAACACUGUCCUGCUGUACAGCUACAACAACCUCAAAAGAGAUGACUACAUUAAAACCAAACAUGUGCACACCCAAAAUGGAGACAAAUACACCUUCACCAAAGGUGAUCGCUCCACCACAAAAGGCUGUACCAACAAUUCCAGCUACUAAAAGUACAACUGCUACAACACAAAUACUACCGCCAAAGAGCACACAUGUCCCUGUUCCCUUUAAGGCAACUGUGUCUUCACCUACCACAACAACCACAACAACUUCAGUAGCACGCUCUACAGCACUAGCAACAAAUCAGAAGAUCCCUGCUAUAUGGACCGCCCCAGGCAAAACAGCUCCAAAUCUGAUUACGGCCAUGUCUAGUAAUCAAACAAGACUUAAUUUCACAGAAAAUACUGCACCACCAUCUACCAUCCAAAGUCUUCUGAAGGCAAGUUUAGGAGUUUCUGAUGUAAUGUCGCAAGGGAUGUCUUCGUUAAAAUCCCUGCAGUCACCUGCGUUGGAAACGGUCGGUUCAAAAGUAUCCCAGCCAAAUGGUAUUAUCACAAAAUCCUUAUCCACAAAAGAUGAAUUGCUACCACCCAAGACAACCAGACCUCCUCUCACAGGUUUGGCCACCUCUAUGCCCAAAUCUGUUCCAGAAUCCACAGCUACAGAGAACAUGGAACCAGGCAAUAAACUUCCAUUGAAGUUUAACACGUUGAACAUUGGUGCUCCUGUAACAGCAACAGCACAAAACAUUGGCAAGCCUUCAUCAGCUGCCCAAGCUACAAAAACUAUAGCAACUAAAUUGUCUACAUUAUCACCACCCACACCAUCAGCAGCAACCUCCUUUCUCAAACACAUCUACAGCUGUCCUGAUUCCUUGCAAAGCCUUCAGGCCCCUGGAGGGAAGGCUGAGUCUGCUACCAGGGGAACAGCACCAUUUGAGAAGCCGGGCAAUGUAUCAACAGGAUCCACAUGCAGCAGGCCGCUAAAGACUGGAGGAAUAGAGAUCAAAAUAAGUUCAGCGCCUGAAAGAUAUACAAAUCAGACCAAAAUCCCACCCAAAACCUGCUUCAAAGUUAUAGAUGAUGUUCCACCACACCCUGCCCCUUUCCCACAUCGGUGUGUCUCUCUAAAGGCGAGUGCACCAUCUGACUUCAGCAUUCACACUCGAGAAGUUUUGGGAGGUGGUCGUUUUGGCAAAGUGCACAAAUGCACAGAGAACAAAACCGGCCUGAGACUGGCAGCAAAGAUUAUUAGUUCAAGAAGUGCCAAAGAGAAGGAAAUGGUGCUGAAUGAGAUUGAAGUAAUGAACCAGCUGAAUCACGCCAACAUCCUUCAGCUGUUUGAUGCAUUCGACACUAAAAAUCAAGUGGUUCUGGUAUUAGAGUUUGUGGGGGGAGGGGAGCUGUUCGAGAGGAUUGUAGAUGAGAGCUGUCCUCUGACUGAAGUGGACGCCAUGGUGUUUGUGAAGCAGAUCUGCGAGGGGGUCCAUUACAUGCACCAGAUGUACGUCCUGCACCUCGACCUAAAGCCAGAGAACAUUCUUUGUGUGAAUCGGUCAAGUCAUCAGAUCAAGAUCAUCGAUUUCGGUCUUGCCAGAAGGUACAAACCACGAGAGAAGCUCCGAGUUUCAUUCGGGACACCCGAGUUUCUGGCACCAGAGGUGGUCAACUUUGACUUUGUUUCGUUUCCUACAGAUAUGUGGACUCUAGGAGUUGUCACAUACAUGCUAUUAAGUGGUCUUUCUCCCUUUCUGGGUGAUGAUGACAGCGAAACCCUGAACAAUGUAUUAACAGUCAACUGGUAUUUUGACGAGGAGACCUUUGAGCAUGUCUCAGCUGAGGCCAAAGACUUCAUCUCCAAUCUGCUCAUCAAAGAAAGGGGUGGACGUCUUAGUGCUGCUCAGUGUCUUAAGCACCCCUGGCUGAAUAAUAUAUCAGAGAAAGCAAAGGGGAGUAAUAUCAUCCUAAAGUCUCAGGUUCUCCUGAGGAAAUACAUGGCCAGGCGGCUUUGGAAGAAAAACUAUAUUGCUAUAGCAGCAGCCAAUAGGUUUAAGAAGAUUGGCAGUUCAGGAUCUCUUACGUCACUGGGAUUUUGAAAUGUUACUCAUCACUGACUUGUACUGACAAGUGUCAUGUUAUUUGAUCAUGUCUGUGUUACUAUUUAAAGAUUUUUUCCCGUUAAUAUAUUAGCAGAAGAAAAGCUGAAAUUAUUGAAAUAGAUUUUUGUUUCUGCCUCAAGACCAAUACCCCAAAGAAAAGGCUUCAAAGACACCAAAUCAGGAUGCAAAUCAGGUUUUAGGUCCGGUGCCAACUAAAGAAGUAAACCUCAAACACACACAAAAAAGAAAAAUGUUUGUGUAGCUUUUUUGUUUCCUUUUAGCUGCAAUAAAAAUAAAAAAUACAACAUCAGAACCUCUUGCUGCCUUGAAAUGAAUAUGAAAUGAUACUUCAUGAAGUGAACAACAGAUUAGUUUAAAUGCUGCUAAUCUGCUUGUCUUGCUUAAGAUUAAACUUAAACCAGGUCUUAUAACAUGUCUGGUUUUUUUGCACAUCAAAAAGGUAAUACUGUUCAAUCAGAAUUACAUUUCUUCAUAUACUUCAGUUAAAUUUUAUUUAUACAACCUAUUGAAAAAAUGGCACAGUAGACUACACAGUUGUAAAGUGGUCCAAAUCUACAGCAUCCACUUGAGAUUUUUAUUUCCUCUAUCAGAAAUUUAAAUCACUUCAACACGCCAUUGUUUGUUUGUUGCCCCCUAACGACAAAGUCAUUUAACGUAUAUUAGAACGUAUAUACUGGAAGGUGGAAGGAAACCCGAGAAACCUCAGGAACCCUGAGCAAAAAGUAUUUGGUUUCACGGCACUCGUAAUAUCCAUUCAUUCUAGUUAUAUAAGUAUAAUUAUUAGAUUUUUUAAUAUUUUUGCUUACACAGCAAAUCAAAAGUAUUGCUAUUGCACAUACUUAUUUUUGUUAUUUUGAAUAUAAGCAAAUAUGUGCUGUGCAAUAUGGUUCACACCGUUGGUGCUACAGUAAAGAAUCUAAUUGAAGAGAGGUGUUUUAUGAGCAAUCAGA